Bacillus rossius redtenbacheri is the source of this 9074-nucleotide messenger RNA. It is a transcript of the gene Bicra, whose product is annotated as mucin-2. The transcript is spliced from 21 exons. NCBI's taxonomy places the organism in Eukaryota, Metazoa, Arthropoda, Insecta, Phasmatodea, Bacillidae. The record is from RefSeq and is a predicted model, not a curated record. The coding region runs from base 1 to 7050 and encodes 2349 amino acids. Gene Ontology annotation, biological process: positive regulation of DNA-templated transcription. Gene Ontology annotation, cellular component: SWI/SNF complex.
AUGACUGAUCCUCUCCAUCAGUUGCAGCAGUUUCAAGCCCAACAACUGAGCCAGCAAUCUGUAAAUGCAGGACGACAACAAGGGGUCACCUUCAGCCUGCCAUCCCACACAGCUGCACCAUCGUCAGUUGUGACCACCAUCCCAUCGUCUGGAGCAUCAACCCACCAUUUUGUGCUGACACAGUUCCCGCAUCACUCUCACCCCAGUACAUCGUCCUCGUCUGCACAGCCCCAUGGCUUCAUCUACACUCCUACCAGCUCUGCUGCACCAUCCAACUGUGCACCCAGUAGCGUUCUGGGCUCGUUGCCCAUUACGUCUGGCCUCCUCGCUCCCAACUCGGCCGGCAUCCAGAUCGCCGGUGGCUCGUCCGGCCUGCCCGCCAUCCCGGUCAGCUCCGCCGCGAUUUUCAGGACCUCCGGCAUCCCGCUAGGUCCGUCGGGAGUCCUGGUGGGGCCGUCCGGAGCCAUGUUCCAGCCCUCUGCGCUGCCGAUCACCGCCGCCACGGGAUCUUCCCCCGGAUCGCCUUUCUCCGUGCCUACGAGAUCUCCGGCACCGCACGCCCCUCCCACGCCGUCUCCUAGUCCGCUUCCCCUCCGCUCUCCCGCGCAUCCCACCUCCCCCACGGCUUCCCCCUACCAUUCACAGCUGCAGUCUCCACAGAAUGCGGGCUUCAUUCCCAUGAGGUCAGGCCCACCUCAGAGCACAAGCAGCUCCCCACAGUCUCCGUACCAGUCGCCCAUGAGUCAGCCCAGCCCGCACUGCCAGCCAGGGGCCCAGGUGAUAGCAGGGGGCAAGAACUCUGCUGUUCGCUCGCCGGCGCCCAGCACGGGAGGAGCCUUGACGCCCGCCCCAUCACCGUCCCCGCAGCACAGAACUGCUCCCAGCGUCAGUCCAGUAGUCAGGCCUGCUACCCCCCAGCCUAGCCAGUCCUCCGUAAUUCACCAGGCGUUGCAGAGUGGGUUGGCCCUGCCAGGGGGCCAGCAGUUCCCGGCGGUGCCCCAGGGAGGGGCUGCCAUGCUGCAGGCAGGCAACCAGCUUGUCCAAAUCAUCCACCACCAGCCUACGUCCGUGGCAGCCCCCACGUUUCCUUCGCACACGCAGAUCAUCACAUCAGGUGCACCGAUGCAUCUCCAGCCAGCUCCUGUUGCGAGCAUAACCACCACCCCCAACAAGCCGAAGCAGCCCCCGCAGAUCCUGCCGAAGCCCCCGGGCAGCGCCGGCUUGGCGACACAGGGCGGCCACCACGGGAAGAUGGCCACCAGCGGUCGGCCCAGCUUGGCAGUCACUUCGCAACAGCAGGCCCUGCAUACCCAGCACCACACCUCCAGUGGGGCGCAGGUUGUGAUUGGUCAGGCAAAUCAGGCUGUGAUACCCACUGCGCAAGCUGGCACGCUGCUGCUCAAUCAGGAAGUGUUUGUGCAGGUGAUACCAGGCCUAACGUCGGGAGCUCCUGUCCUUGUCCAGCAGAACGCGGGCGGCAGCGUGCAGUUCAUCUUGCGGCCGCCCACCCCGGGCGCUCAGAACUCUGCGCAGUCGGCCAAGAGCUCUGCGCCCCAGCACGGCGCGCCAAUGCUCAUUUCGGGGCCCCAGCUCGUCCACAAUGCAAGGGCCCAGCAGGCCCUGCAGCCCCAGCAGGUACUGAGGCUCAUCACAACCCACGGAGCGCCCAUGCAGUUGCAGCAGAUCCACACGCCGUCCGGCCCGACCCUGAUCGCCGUGCCCUCGGGGCAGACCCUGAGCUUCCACAGCAGCAGCAGCAGCAGCAGCAGCAGCCCCCGCCUCCUCCCCCGCCGCCCCCCUCCUCCCCCGGCGCAGUCCUCCCUCCCGCCGGCCCGCCAGUUCCACGCGCAGGCGUGCGGUGGUCAGCCCCACCACCACCAUCACCAUCACCACCACCACAACGCUCCGCCGCAGCACCACCAAGCGAGCAACGGGCCCGUGCAGGACUUCCCGGGGGCCGGGGCCCGGGCCCAGCUCUCGCAGCUGCACCAGCAGCAGCAGCAGCAGCAGCAGCAGCAGCACGUUAUGGUCCUGCCCCCGGCCCUGGCGCCCCCCAAGAAGAAGCCCAAGAAGAAGAAGAAGAAGAAGAAAGACGAGGAGCGCAAGCUGGACCUGGCCAACCUCAUGAAAAUCUCUGGUAUAGACGAUGAGGAUGGGAUGACUCUGUACGACUGUGAGGAGACGGGCAGCCAACAAAUAGUGGACGGGGCUAGCCCUGCGAGCGGUGGGGAGCAGAACUCUUCAGACAUGGUUAGCGGGCAGCACGACUCCCCGGUCUCUCUGCAGGGUGGUACUCAGACAGCCUUCAAGUUUUCUGUGGAAGAUGGAAAAGUUGUCUUUCAACCAGAAGUUCAGGGUCUAACACCAAGCCAAGCUAAUUCGGCGUCUCUUUUGCUCCAAAACUUGAUGGCCCAAGGACAGUCUGGAGUGAGCCAACAGUCCCUUGCAGAGGCGCACAACCAACUGUCGAACCUGCUUGCCAGGUCAACCAACACCUCCAGUCCAGGCUCCGCCAGUCAGGUUGUUCUGUCACAGUUGCUCCAGCAGACUUCCAAUUCUAGUACACCCCAACUAGUCUCUACAGGAACAAACACCACAUCCCGUGCAUGUGGUACAAACUCACCAACCUCACUAGGGAGCUCGAAUUUCUCGACAGUACCUCAUUCAUCAGACAGGUUCUCAGCCGUUCCUCCUACACCAAAGACGUGCAGUCCCACACUAACAAGAGAUGCCUUCACUGAAAUUCAGCAUAGUCUACAGGGAAGCAAAGGGUCAGAUGGCACCAUGGUAACAUCUCCAGUGUACAGCAUACCAUCAAAGACUCAAGGAGUACCCAUGAGGAAUUCAUUCCCUAAUCUACCUCUGUGCCAGCCAUCAAGUGUGGGCAAGUAUGCAGAUAAUAGCCUUCCGGGGAACAUUUUAAAUGGUCGUGAUCACAACACGUCUACGUGCUCCAACAGCGUUCACAAUAUCAUGAAGUCGAUGGCUACAAACUGCAGCACUCAGGUGAUGAUGGGGUCUGGCGAUCAUUCCUCAAGCACAACCCUGCCGAGAAGCACGUCCUUGCCGUGCAACUUGCCCACGCACCUGCAUUCCUCCACUGCACCCGUGGGUCAGAAGCCGUCGUCCGCAGUCACGUCGUCCACAAACACGCUCUCGUCGCUGAGGGCGACCAUCCUGCAGGCCGAUGCCAACAAGGCAGUGUGUCUGGAUGUUGGGCACGUGAACAAGCAGUCCAGUUAUGCUCACUCUGCACCGACCGCGGAUCGACCGAUCGUUUUGAUGAACUCGAACAAGCAGACGGAGAAUAUGCAGGAUGGGAACAAAGUGUGUGAUGGUUUCCUGUCUCCAACCUCGCUCACGACUAAGACCACUUGUUCUAGUACUGAGCCCACCCCCUCUUUCUUAGGCCUGCAGUCAUUUCCAAACCUGCAGAGCUUGGUUUCGUCUGGAGGCACGAUGCCUUUUGUUCCCACCACAUCUAGUUCCAUGACUUACUCCGGCACGGAGCAGCUGGUUAUAGCACACCCAGGAGGCCUCUCGAGCGUGAUUGCAACACCCCAGCUGUUGCAGUGCUUGCAGCAGGCACAAGGCCAUGGUUUGGUUAACAUGCCUUCCUUGCAGUUGGCCCCGAAUAUCCUGAACAAGGGGUCUGGCAAUGCCGGCUUGGCAUUCGGCACUGGCACCAUCGUCUUUGGUGGACCUGCUCAGGAUAACUUCAACAGCCAGCCCGCACAAAACAAGACUUCGCCCAUUCCCAAUAAUGCCAAGUCGGUGCCUCAGCAGUCAGUUCUCGUGCAGCAGUUAAACUGCAGUCAAAGGAGAAGUUCCAGCGACUCAAAUUCCUCUCUUUCGUUGGGGAGUCCACCCCCCAUUGUCAGUAUGGUGAGCCAGGGUGUUGGGACACAGUCGCACAGGAAAAUGCCACAAAGCCACCAAUCCAUCGAAACACAGACUGUUGCUGUUGGAACGGCAGUGACCACUACUACAAACAUGAGUGCAAACCUACCAAAUACAUUUCUGGACAGCUUGUCACAAACGCAUCCAAACUUGGUGGUGAACACAAAGGUUGGUGGAAAGCCAGUACUAAAUGUAACAAACAUGACUACUGCAGCUGUGUUAAACAAGAAACUUAAGAAACCAAAGAGAAAUGAACGCAUUAUACCAGUAAAAUUCCCUCAGAUGGGAACAUCUCCCACCAACUCCUUGUGUGUGAACAUCGCUAACUCUGGCACUAUGACGGUCAAUCAGCAGAGGGUGUAUGCUCCAAACAGCUCUCAGUCGGGUGUGGACACAACGAAGGUAGCUUUGCAAGAGAGGAUAUUGAGUAAGUCCGUGGCGACCAGUCAGCACAGCAUGGCCAUGUCCUGUGCCACUACGUUACCGUUCGUCGUCACCUCGCCGCAGUACACAGCAGCCUCGAACAAGACGGUGGUGACGUCUUGCGUGCCCACUCUCUCCAGCUCCACCCAGAGCCCCCACCCGAGCAUCCUCUGCCAGACGAGCGGUACAAAUGGCACUCCGGUCGUCUCCUCGUCCCCGAGUCACCUCGGCAAGCUGCUCCCGGGCCAGCAGAUUGCACGGAGCAUCGCCACGCAAGUGCACAGCAGUUUUCCCGGGGACUUCCCCGGCCCGCACCACCUCGUGGUGUCCUCGUUGCCCUCCUCGUCGGCCCCCUCGCAGGGCAACACCAUCAUCACGACCAUGGCCAACACGACGGUGAAGACUUGUGUGACCAGCAGUUCCUCUGGGGUGCCACACCUCGUACCAUUUCCUCAGUCGGGCGGUUCCAGCUCUUGCUCCAGCUCCAGCUCUAACUCGAACUCCAACUCCAACUCAAGUGGGUUGUUGUCGUCCAAUAACAGCAUCAUCCAGAAGGUCCAUACCAUUCAGUUAACUCCACAGAACCAGAAGCACCUGAAAGCAGUACAAAUGCAAAUAGAGGUGCUACAAAGCAGGAAGCAACUAUUGACAUCAGAACAGGAAUCUCUCCAGAGGUUGUAUGAUGAGCAGAAAAGGAUCCUGGCUACAGGAAAGGUUGUUCCCACAAUUCCAGGACAACACGCACAAGGGCUGCAUUUUAACUCAUCACUAGAGCACAGUGGUGACCAGCGGAAGUCACCCGCCACCACAACUGCCUCAUCUGCGAGCACAUACCUUGCAAACUUACUCAGACAGCCGGCUUCCCACCAAAAUGCGCAAGUGACCGGCACGGUGCGGUACCAGCAUCAGGUCGGCAACCAGGUGAUCACGUUUCCCCCGUCGAACCAGCAGAAGAACAGCCACUCGUCGUCGAGCGGUCACAGCGUGUACCGAGCCACCAGCCACGGCACCCAGACCACGGACAGCCCGCCGGCCUUGCCCCACGGAGACCACCCGUCCUCACGGCAGCAGCUGCCGAAUGCCACCGAAGCGGGGGAAUCGCCCCGUGUGGCGGUGGUCUCUCCUGCUGUGCAACUCAGCAAGUCGCAGUCCCCGGUGGUCACCAUGUGCGAGAAAGGCACUUCCCCCAUUCAAGUACAGCAGGUGGGAACUCAGACCACGCCUCUGUCUGAGUUGUUGCCCAGGAUUGUGCCGUGUUCGUCCUCGUCCGGAGAGGCGGCCAAGUCUUCAGGCCUGCCGUCCCCGCAGCUGAAGACGCAGUGUGCAGGCCUGCCAAAAGUGGUACCCAACAAUGUAGCAAAGGUGGUCCCCACCACGCAGGGCUUGCCGACACCUGCACCUGGCCCCACGCAAACCUUGUCGCCUGUCUCUCCUCCGGUCAGGACGGCACAGAGACCCGCUACCAGUCCUGCUAGACCGACAAUCAGUCGUAGUGACUUAAUUGAGCAACAGUUGAAAACAGACAAGAAUGGAGCACUCAUGCCAGAUACCCGCACUCCAUUCACAGGCACAAGUGAUGCUUGCAAGCGCUUGAUCCGAUAUCAUGUGUUCAACGAACAGGUUCUUAGUCAGCAAGACCUGGAGAAGGCAGAUGAGAUUUUUGAAGCAACUGCAAAACAUUUGCUGGAUAAAUUCAGACAGAUGAUGAACAAGUAUCGCUACCUGUUGCUCAUGGAAAGUACGCGUGAAGUGAAUACAUCAGAAUUGAUCAUGAUCGAUCGGAUGUUUGUUGCGGAGGAACACUCCAUUCUUGAACGACUCAGGCAGAAUGAAGUCAAAGUGAAAGACGAGUUGGUUUCCCCUCCUGAGCCGAAGCCUGAAGCCAGCGCGGAUUGUGAUUCGAAGGGCUUGCCGGGCGAGGAGAGGUCACUUGCGGACAUGAAGGAGGUGCGUGUCGUCGUCCAGGACGUGAUGAAGAACGUGUCGAUCAAGCGGGAGCUGGAGGAGGACCAGAAGUUCACGAUCGUGAAGAAGGAGCCGGGCGGCAGCGAGCAGCGGUACGACGAGUGGCUGGAGAUACAGAAGGAGCUGGGCGUGUACUGCGACCCGAACGCGCCCCAGGUGAAGGCGGAGUGCGGUCGGAACGUCGCGGUGCCGCUCCGGUCGGAGGCGGUGCACAGCUCGGGCGGCGACGCCAGCAUGCUGGGGGAGGACUCCAUGCAGAGGACUCGGAACUGUUCGCCCCCCGGCCGGGACGAGGGGGGCGCUUGCAGGGAACGGCCUCGUGACGAGGGGGGAGGGAGCGAGGUGUCGGAAAGGACCAAGCGCAAGGAAGUCUGUGAUAUCGCCGAGAGCGGGGCGUCGCCGUUCCGGCACAAAAAGAGGCGUCACAAGCGAAGCUCGUCGGACGAGGAGGGCGGGGCGGGGUGCGACGAAAACGACGACAUCAACGCCCAGGUGCAGAGUGCGAUAGACAGCAUCCUGAACCUGCAGCGGUCGGAGGACGGGUUCGAGCUGCCGGCGGGCGGAGCUGGCCUGGCCGUGCCGGCUCCUGCCGAAAUGGACGCCGAGGAGACCCGGCAGCAUCUGUUCGGCAGCGAAGGCAAUCCCUCCCCGGGCGUGGCGGCGGGCGGGAGCGGGUUCGCGGAGGACAGUGGGGCGAGCUCCGGCAACCCGGAGGAUGACCCCGUGUUGGACGAGGCUGUGAGGAGCAUCCUGACGUCCUGACCUCUGGAGAACGUCACGCCACCGCUACUGGCCAGUUCCUUCCCUAACUGGUCUACUAUGUGCUGACUACGCAGCACAACGCACUCAGUAUUCAACUACGUUGUUUUAUAUUGUCAUUUAUUUAUUUGUUAGGUUUGUUAGGAAAUGCUGAUCAUUGGCUCUAGUGUGAUUUGUAAUCUGCCAUCGUUGUAAACUUUUUGUUAUUGGGAUUAAACUAGUAUUUAGUUUGCUAUGAGUUAUAGUUUUCUUCUGUAGUACAUUUUUUUUUAUGAGGAGGUGUUUGAUUAUUUCGUGCCUGAAGAGGUUCAAUUUCUUAACCUCUUUUAACAUUGACAAUUUUUCUCCCUAUGCAACAGUUUUGUGUUCAAUCUUAUAUCAGCACUUAAUCUGUUUUAUCGUUCUGUAUUCAAAUGGAAAGAUAAGGAUCGUCACUUGCUUAUUUAAGUGUUAGAAAUUUCUUUUUCAUAAUUUUUUUUGUUGUCUUUUUUAUGCUUUAGACAAUCAUGUGUUUAUCUUACCUUUUUUGUUAAUGUGUUUACUGGUGCCUGGAUAAAUUAGUCACAUGGUUUCAGAAUUACCAACGAACAGAAUGUGUUGCAUAGUAUUAACUAAUUGCUCUGUUAACUGCUUUAAAAGGAUAAACAAAAUAAAUGCUGGCUAACUUUUCUGACCACAUGAUUGACGUCCAUUUGCGAUGUUGGGCUGGUGCUACUAAUUAGCUCCAAACAUUAGAAAUAUUUGUCUUGCAAUUUAAAGCAAAAAAUUUGUAAGAUUUUUUUUUUCUUAAAUGUGUACAUUUUUAUGGUCUUCAUUUCUUACUACCUGUUUAUCCGGCAAAACUUUUUUUUUCGCUAGUUAAUACUUGGUAGUUACACUGUGAAAUUGUAAUAAUGCACGUAUUAACUGUGUUGAACUCUAGUAAAAAAGCAUAGGAUAUUUUUCUUGAAAGAUUAGGCCUUUGUGAAUAUAAGUUUUUAGUUUAGAUCAAAAAUGAAUUCAAAUAUCAAAACAUUCUUGAAUACUGAUAUAUGCAUUUGAAUAUUAAGUGUGGGGGGAAAAUAUUUAUUUGAACAUUUUUUUAUGUAGUUUAAAAAACAUACUUUAAUAAAUGCCUGUACAUGGUAUUUCAUAUUAAUGGUUAUAAAUACGUGAUUUAAAAAAAUUCUUUCCAAAUUUUCAGAAUUUUUUUUUUUUUUUGUGGUGGUUUAAAACUGCUUAUUGUUAUUAUGACAUUUAAACUGGGAUAUUCUCAUUUGUAUUGUACAACAGUGACUCAACCUCAAUGUUUAUAUGUAACAGUUUCAUUACACUUGAAUACAGAUGAGUAUUUCUAAGUUUAGGUUUUUUGAAUUGAAUAAAAUACAAUUAAUUAUUGGUUUUGAGGUUUGAAAUUUUCAAUAUUUGCAUGCAACUACUUUCAUGUAAUGACAAAUAAUUUUUUUGUAUCUUACAUUUUUACAUUCCACCUGAUUGAAUUAUAAAAUAUUUAUCCUUAUAGUAUAUAUUUUUAAAUAUAUUAUUUUUAAUAUUUUUUUUUAAAUUCUAAUAAUAUUUUAUUAGUAAAUAAUUUACAAAAUAAUUUUACUAAAAAUAAUGAGAAUGUAUCACACUUUGCAGUUGCUCAGCAACCAGAUUGUGUUGCAUCUGGCCAUAUCCGCUAUGCAUCACAGAUAUUUCAGUUGAUUUGAUUUCUAAACAUUAAUUCACAUGAGAAUGUGUAGUUCAUUACUUAAGUUUUCAGCAAGAAUAUUCCGUUAAAUUUUUAAUUCUGAAACAAAUACUUUACCAGCACUUUUGUAACUUUAUUUUUCGAUUUGGUCACAUCAUUUGUGCCUUGGCAGUUAAUUUCAUGUCAUAUAUUAUGGGUACUUCAAUCCAGUAUUUUCUUAACUUUGCAGUUCAGAAGGAACUUGCAAUAUAUUUAGCUAAAAGGCAUCAUGCGUUAAAUCAAUUGAAAUUUAUUGUGGAUGAAAUCGGGAUAGGUAUUUUUCAAUUAUUUUUUUUAUGAGACUUCCCCCCCCCCC